Acanthocheilonema viteae is the source of this 1404-nucleotide messenger RNA. Lineage: Eukaryota; Metazoa; Nematoda; Chromadorea; Rhabditida; Onchocercidae. The record is from the annotation of a GenBank genome assembly.
AUGUCGUUUCGCCGUAAACUACCGAAAACAGUCAAAUAUAUUGAAGAAGAAUUCGAUGCAGUUAUACUUGAUGGAUACAACAUUGUUGGAGAUGGUACUCCGCAAGCAUUCAUACCGAUUCUAACUGGACAAACAGAAGAGGAACUGCCCCUCACACGCAAACGUUUCGCAGAAGCAAGUUAUGUUGACGAAGUAUAUCCAUUUGUAUGGAAAAAUUUUUCUGAUGCAGGUUAUAUAACGUUGUAUGCGGAAGACUCAGCAAAACUCGGAACGUUUACAUAUCGUCUUAAGGCAAGAAUUUAUUUUUUCGGUUUUAAAAAUCAACCAACAGAUCAUUACGUGCGGACGUUUUUUCAAAAAGCUGAAGAUAUGUUUUCCAGUUUGCAGUGUUUGGGUUCGGUGCCAAUGCACAAGGAAUGGUUUCGAUAUACGAGUGAGUUCAUGGAGAGAUACGGAUAUAAUACAUCAAAGUUCUUGCUUGCAUUCCAUAGCGUAUUAAGCCAUGAUGAUGUUAAUUUGGUGGAGGUUGCUGAUGAGGAUACGAUGUUAAAUCUCAAAAAAUUAAAAGAAAGUGGUGCUCUUGAUAAUGCUUUAGUCAUUGUAAUGGCCGAUCACGGACAUCGUUUUGCGAAAUUUCGUGCCACUCAUCAAGGACAGCUGGAAGAAAGGCUUCCAUUUUUUUCGCUCUCACUUCCGAAAAAAUUCAGAGAAAGCGAUAGAGGAAGGACAGCAUGGAAGAAUUUGAAAGCUAACAAAGAAAGAUUGGUAACUCCAUUCGACAUACACGUUACAUUGCUUGAUAUACUUCACUGGCCAACAGAACAGGACUUAAAUACUAUGGGUGAUGUAAAAUCCCGUUCCUUGUCACUUUUUAGACCGAUUCCUCCAUCAAGAACCUGCGAAGAUGCUGGUAUCGAAAUGCACUGGUGUACAUGUAUGAAUUGGGAAUCAGCUAUGGAUAAUAAAGAGCAAGCAAAUAUAUCUAUGAUGUUGACUAAAGCUGUUGUCCAAACUAUCAAUUCACACACGAAAUCUCAACGACGCUUAUGUGCUCCUCUGAAAUUGGUAAAGCUGGAAAGUGCUUGGAGACUUGUCCCAUAUGAAAAUUUGCUUAAAUAUAAGGAUACAAAAGAUGAAGAUGGUUUUGUACCAAAUUUGGUUGCCGAAACCAAAGCUGCAUUUGCACAUUACCAGUUGAGAUUUGUUACGAAACCAGGAAAUGCUCUGUAUGAGGCAACCGUCCAAUAUGAUGUAUUAAAGAAUGUAAUAACAGUGGAUAUGACAUCGAUCAGUCAUAUCAACAGAUACGGCAAUUUGUCUCAUUGUAUCAUGGAUAUAAACUACUUUUUAGCAGCGUAUUGUGUUUGUUAUGAUAGGAUCGACAUACAUAAUUCACAGCAGUAA